This is a messenger RNA of Poecilia reticulata (guppy), 2217 nucleotides long. The record is from RefSeq and is a predicted model, not a curated record. NCBI's taxonomy places the organism in Eukaryota, Metazoa, Chordata, Actinopteri, Cyprinodontiformes, Poeciliidae.
CACCUGUGUCUUUGCUCCAUAAAGGGAGGCCGGGCCGAAGGGAGAGGUCAAAGGGAGAAGAGGAGGAGGACUUUUGGCUGACUGUGCCAACAAACAAAGCCUGCAGGCCUCUUUGUUCUCCCUCUGCCUUUGUUUCUUCGCUCUUUUUUUCCCUCUUUGACCCAAUCUUUCUCCCUCUUACAGGACUCUCUGUACUCUCUUUCACCGUAUCUCCACCUGUUGCCAUUCCUCUCGCUAUCAGCUCUCUCCGCUCUCAUCGAGUCUCCACCUGCUGGAUUCACCUUUCCGUCUGUGACUGGCUUCUUGUUUGCAUCGUUUCUCUCUUUCUCUCUCUCUCUCCCCGUUUCUCUCUGCGGCCCUCAUCGUCUCUCUGGCUCUCUCCCCGACAUUCAUAAAAGCAUAUUUGAUGUUGGUUGAAGGGGAUUUAUUUUUUUUAUUUGUUUCUUCUCUACAGGACCUUGUUGUUACAGUUACUAUGGAGAUCUAAAACUUUAGCAGGGCGAAGAGAGGCACAUGUAAGGGGUGGGGGGACAUUCACAACGCCGCUUCCAACUUUUUUACCAUACGUUUUGGGAACUGUUGUGAACAUAUUUUCCUGUCUUUUCCCUCCCACCCCGGACCACCACUUUGUAACCUGUCUCUCCUCCUCCUCCUCCCCCUCCCCAGUCUUCCUCCACUCUGUCCAUCUGUUGCUGAGCCUCCCUGCAGAACUUGAGAAGGGCUGAGGUCAGGCAAUAUGCCGCGUGGCAGGACGGAGAGCCUUGCUAAAAAACCCUGUGUUGUUUGUGUCCCCCCCAGGUCGACGACGCCAUGCUCAUGUUCGACAAGACCACAAACAGGCACAGAGGGUUCGGAUUCGUGACAUUCGAGAACGAGGAUGUGGUCGAGAAGGUCUGCGAGAUCCACUUCCACGAAAUCAACAACAAAAUGGUGGAGUGUAAGAAAGCUCAGCCCAAGGAGGUGAUGUCCCCCACCGGCUCGGCCAGGGGGCGCUCUCGGGUGAUGCCCUACGGGAUGGACGCCUUCAUGCUAGGGAUCGGUAUGCUGGGUUAUCCCGGCUUCCAGACCGCCACUUACACCAGCCGGAGCUACGCUGGCAUCACUCCUGGAUACACCUAUCAGUUCCCUGAGUUCCACUUAGAGAGGACUCCCCUUCUGACUUCACCCCACCCCCCUGAGCUCACAGCCAUUCCUCUUACAGCAUACGGACCAAUGGCGGCGGCGGCAGCGGCGGCAGCAGUCGUUAGAGGUUCCACCCCUUCUCGCUCCGCAGGAUUUCUAGGAACGAGCAGCCCGGGUCCGAUGGCUGACCUCUACGGGACGGCCAGUCAGGAGUCGGCUGUGAGCAGCUACCUCAGCGCUGCGAGCCCGGCCCCCAGCACCGGCUUCAGCCACAGUUUGGGGGGCCCUCUGAUUGCCACCGCCUUCACUAACGGCUAUCACUGAGAGCAGCCAUAGACUGACGGCUGGAAGGAGUUGAAGCUACGUCGGAGCUGAUCUGGUCCGUCUCUGUCCAGUCCACGUCUCCUCUGCUGCGUUCGGGCGGCCGGACAUUCGCCCCACCUCGCCCGGUGUCAGCCGCGUCCUGCCCACCUUACUGACACCUCACUAAACUCCACCUUUUUUGCAAAUGAAGCAAACUUUAAAAAAAAAGAGAAAAAGAAACUUAUCACUACAUGUUAUAGCAACACAUUCGAAUGCUGUAUUUUUGUCAUUGUUUUUGUCAUGCUGUUUUUAUGUUUUAACUGUAUUUUAUUUAGCUACUUGUCCUCUCCAAAAAAUGAUCUCUCUGAGAGAAGGCUAGUUUAGAUCUCCAACAUGCUUGUUUUGAAGCUGUAAAAUGACUGUACAUUUCUCUAUUUUACACUGAAUGUCAACACGUAAUACUAAUUCUUUUGAAAUAAUGCCAGGAAUUGUAUAUCUUGGUAGGUUUUAACCAUGAGUUGUUACACUACUUACCGUCGAACAGUGCGAACAGACUUAUUGGGCCCCAGGAAAAGUAUGUAAAAAGCUUUAAAUUAUAAUAAUCUUUUAACGCAGCGGUAUCAUCUCACACCGAAGAACGUAGAAAAAUCCAACUUGUAAUUUGAGUACAUCUAUUUGUUGGGUGGAGAAAAAGAAAAGUGCAUCCACCAAAUAAGUGUGGAUAUGUAAAUAGCAUCUAGUUCAGGAUUAAGAAACAACUGAAGUUUUAAAAAUAUAUGUAAACAAAUGCAG